CCAUUACAUGUAUGCUGAUGUGACUGUUGAAAGUUAUAUAUUUCAAACUGAAAAUGCAUUGGGAACGUUCGAUUUGUGACUAUCGGACAUGGGAGCCAUCCUGAGAAUCAUUGCGUUCAUCGUAUUAUGUUGAGAAAUCCAUGCAUAUAAAUAUGAAAGUGAUCGCAUAUGUAUGAGUUAAUUUCACCUCAAUUUCACCUCAAUUUCACCUCAGUUUCAAACAUUUCCCUUGAACAAUAUUUUAUAACCUUGAAAUUAUUUCCAUAAAUGUUUCAGUUAGUUCAAAACAAUAGUAUCGUGCUCACGGUACUAGCAUAUUCAUAUUGUUAUUAAGCUUCCCGAGAUGGAAUUUUUAGUACAAAAGACGCUUCCUCCAAAGCAAAACCGACAGUCUAAAAGGCGCAGUUGUUCUGAGUAAACUUAAGGAAAACCCGUCACUAUGUUAAUACCAACGUCGUAUUUAUUUCUUAUUUUUUUAAGUCUCAUAAAUGUGGCGGAAAAUCAGGUACCGCUGCCAUCAUAUAUGUUAGCAACAUCACCUGAGCCUCCCUUCGUGGAAAUCCCUGGAAUUAAAAGCAGUUACUUUGCCUUGAUUGCGAGAGACACGUUAUAUCUGUUGGCUACUCGGCUUCAAUUUUCUUUGACCAUAACGCACCCACCUGAUUUCCUGUUCGGAGGUUACAACAAUGGCAAAUGGGACGGCAUCAUCGGACAGCUAUUGCGAAAAGAGGCCGACUUAGGUGCAAGCUUGAAUGCUAUUACUUAUGCCCGAUAUACAGCAAUCGACUUCAGCGUCCCGGUGAUAUACGACGUUACUGGUAUUCUAAUUCCUUUUCCGGAUGAAUCUUCAAAAAUCAUGGCAGCCCUUCAGCCAUUUAGUAUAGAGGUAUGGAUGGCUUUCUUCUCCGCGACCUUCCUGAUAUGCCUAACCUUAUCAGUGGAAGGGAAAAUCAAUUCAAGCAAAAAAACAUUUGGAGACCACAUUAUGUGGGUUAUUAGCAUCAUAACUAGUCAAGGUUUUGGAUAUUGCGAAAAUCGAUUAGCCUUGCGUCUUACAGGAGCCACCUGGAGUUUAACAAACGUAGUGUUUAUCUACGUAUAUACAGGAGUGUUGACAUCCCUGCUGGCCGUCCCCAACUAUGUUCCAAUUAUUAACACUUUAGACGAAUUAGCUACAAGUUCGAUUAUAAAGCCCGUGACGAUCAGGAGCACCGCAGUCGACGAUAUGAUGCUGAAUGCCAAAAAUGGAACGUAUAAGUUAAUCGGCGAUACUUUCCGGAAAUAUCCAAACGAAACCUUGGUAGCCAAUACGCUUGUUGGUGUCAACAGAGCCGUUGAAGGGGGCUAUGGAUUCUUAGAGCCAAGAACCUCGCUUCUAUCGCUAAUGGAGAAUGAUCGCAAGGAACACAAAGUUUGCCGAGUCACUUUGGCCAAGGAGACAUUUUACCCUAGAGCCUUUGCAUACCUUCUCCCAAAGAAAAGUCCCUUCAAGGAUGCAUUUGAUCGACAGAUAUUGCUGUUCCAACAAUUUGGAUUUAUCAUUCACUUUCAAAGAAAAAUUGUCUUGCAGAGUAACCGUUGCCUACUGCAAAAAAAGAAAGUUCGAAGCCGAGCACCCAGAUUUACUUUGGAUCAUGUCAGUAGUUCAUUCGUCAUUCUUUUUGUCGGAUACGCUGCUUCAUUCUCUAGUUUUGUCUUCGAAAAUAUCAGAAAUACUUUCGACUACGAUUGGUAGAAACACGUACACACACAGUCGAAUAGAAAAAGGACGUAGGAGGUAGGAUUUUAUACAUGUAGUCCGCCCAGCCUUGCAUAGAAGUGGAAAAUAAACAAAUAUUGAGUGCAAGAAAAGAAAAACUUCUUUUCUUAAACACGCAA
Molecule: messenger RNA, 1878 nt
Organism: Daphnia magna
Lineage: Eukaryota; Metazoa; Arthropoda; Branchiopoda; Diplostraca; Daphniidae
Product: probable glutamate receptor
Exons: 10
Coding region: 440-1735 (431 amino acids)
Cellular component (GO): membrane
Molecular function (GO): glutamate-gated receptor activity
Source: RefSeq, a predicted model, not a curated record